AGCCUCAACGACUCCCACAAUCAGAUGGUCGUUCACUGGGCGGGAGAGAAGAGCAACGUGAUUGUGGCCUUGGCUAGAGACAGCCUCUCCUUGCUGGGUCCCAAAAACAGCGACGUUUACGUGUCCUAUGACUACGGGAAGAGUUUUAAAAAGAUUUCGGAGAGGUUCGGCUUCGGCAGCGGGAACACGAGCGAGGUGGCCAUCGCGCAGUUCUACCACAGCCCGGCGGACAACAGGAGGUAUAUCUUCGUGGACGCCUUCGUCCCGUACCUCUGGAUCACCACCGACUUCUGCAACACUGUUCAGGGCUUCUCCAUUCCCUUCAGAGCGGCCGACCUGCUCUUGCACAGCCGGAGCCCCAACCUGGUUCUGGGCUUCGACAGGUCGCAUCCCAACAAGCAGCUCUGGAAAUCGGAUGAUUUUGGCCGGACGUGGAUAAUGAUUCAGGAGCAUGUGAAGUCUUUCUCGUGGGGUGUCGAGCCUUUCGAUAAGCCAAAUACGGUGUACAUAGAGCGGCAUGAACCUUCUGGGGCUUCGACUGUCAUUCGCAGCACUGAUUUCUUCCAAACUCGAGAAAAUAAAGAGAUUAUCCUGGAAGACGUUGAAGACUUCCAGCUCAGGGACAAAUAUUUGUUUGCCACAAAGUCUGUGCAUUUAUCCGGCAGCUCGCAGCCGGCCUCCGUGCAGCUCUGGGUGUCCUUCAACCGCAAGCCGAUGCGAGUGGCCCAGUUCGUAACCAAGCAUCCAAUUAAGGAGUAUUACAUCGCUGAUGCCUCCGAGGACCAGGUGUUUGUGUGUGUCAGCCACGAUAACAACCGUACCAACCUCUACAUCUCGGAAGCAGAAGGCCUGAAGUUCUCCCUGUCUUUAGAAAACAUACUCUACUACAGCCCAGGAGGAGCGGGGAGUGACACCUUAGUCAGGUAUUUCGCCAACGAGCCUUUUGCAGACUUCCACCGGGUCGAAGGCGUGCGGGGUGUCUACAUCGCCACCCUGAUAAACGGCUCGUUCAGCGAGGAGAACAUGCGGUCCGUCAUCACCUUUGACAAGGGGGGCACCUGGGAGCUGCUGCAGCCGCCGGAGUACACGCGUUACGGCGAAAAGAUAGACUGCGAGGCUUCUCAGGGCUGCUCUCUGCACCUGGCCCAGCGGCUGAGCCAGCUGCUGAACUUCCAGCUGCGUAGGAUGCCCAUUCUCUCCAAAGAGUCGGCGCCGGGACUCAUCAUCGCCACCGGCUCCAUUGGCAAGAACAUGGCAAGGAAAACCAACGUGUACGUCUCGAGCAGCGCUGGAGCAAGGUGGAGAGAGGCGCUCUCUGGGCCCCACUACUACACUUGGGGCGAUCACGGUGGCAUCCUGGUGGCAAUUGCACAAGGCACCGAGACCGACCAGCUCAAGUAUAGCACAAACGAAGGGGAAACCUGGAAAACAUUCACUUUCUCAGAGAAGCCGGUGUUUGUGUACGGCCUUCUUACCGAGCCGGGGGAGAAAAGCACCAUAUUCACCAUCUUUGGCUCAUACAAAGAGAACGGCCACAGCUGGCUGAUACUACAGAUCAACACCACCGACGUGCUGGGGGUCCCUUGCACGGAAAACGACUACAAACUGUGGUCACCCUCCGAUGAGCGAGGCAAUGAGUGUUUACUGGGGCAUAAAACCGUUUUCAAAAGGAGGACUCCUCAUGCGACGUGUUUCAAUGGGGAAGAUUUUGACAGGCCUGUCAUGGUCUCCAACUGCUCUUGUACAAGGGAGGACUUUGAAUGUGACUUUGGCUUUAAACUGAGUGAGGACCUGUCAUUAGAAGUUUGUGUCCCUGACCCUGAAUUUGCCGGAAAGCCGUAUGACCCGCCGGCGCCUUGCCCCGUGGGCUCAACUUACAAGAAGACUCGAGGGUACCGAAAGAUCUCUGGGGACACGUGUGCAGGGGGAGACAUCGAAUCGCGGCUGGAAGGGGAGCUGGUGCCCUGCCCGCUAGCUGAGGAGAAUGAGUUUAUUCUGUACGCUACCCACUACUCCAUCCACCGGUACGACCUCUCCUCGGGCGUCAGCGAGGAGCUGCCUCUGGCCGGGCUGCGAGGGGCAGUCGCCCUCGACUUUGACUACGACCACAACUGUUUGUACUGGGCCGAUGUCACCCUUGACAUUAUACAGCGUCUUUGUCUCAAUGGCAGCUCUGGACAAGAAAUAAUCAUAAGCACUGGGCUGGAAACAGUGGAGGCUCUGGCCUUUGAACCUCUCAGUCAACUGCUUUACUGGGUCAACGCUGGGAUUCCAAAAAUUGAGGUUGCCAAUCCCGAUGGAGACUUGCGACUUACUGUCCUAAAUUCCUCGAUACUGGAACGACCCAGAGCCCUCGCUCUGGUUCCCAGAGAAGGGUUGAUGUUCUGGACAGACUGGGGAGACUCCAGGCCUGGCAUUUACCGAAGCGACAUGGACGGAUCAUCGGCCAGCUGCAUCGUUUCGGAGGGCGUGCGGUGGCCAAACGGCAUUUCUGUGGAUGACCACUGGAUCUACUGGACAGAGGCCUAUAUGGACAGAAUCGAGAGGGUUGACUUCAAUGGCCUCCAGAGAUCCGUGAUCCUGGAUAGCCUCCCUCACCCCUACGCUAUUGCUGUGUUUAAGAAUGAAAUCUACUGGAAUGACUGGUCACAGUUGAGUAUUUUUAGAGCAUCCAAAAACAGCGGCUCAAGAAUGGAGAUUUUAGUCGGGCGAUUAAACGGGAUCAUGGAUAUGAAAAUAUUUUACAGAGGAAAGACGACAGGGGAGAACGCCUGCAUUGCCAAGCCCUGCAGCCUGCUCUGCUUGCCCAAGUCAAACAACGGCAAAAGCUGCAAGUGUCCCGAGGGCGUUUCCAGCACCGUGCUGCCUUCAGGGGAAGUCAGGUGUGACUGUCCUCACGGCUAUGUCAUGAAGAACAGCACUUGUGUGAAGGAAGAAAACACCUGUCUGCCGAACCAGUACCGAUGCUUCAAUGGGAACUGCAUAAACAGCAUUUGGCAGUGUGACAACGAUAACGACUGCGGGGACAUGAGCGAUGAGAAAAACUGCCCCACGACGGUGUGAGACGCCGAGACCCAGUUGCGCUCAGAUGAGGGACAGCGAGGAAAAGCUCACAGCAUGAACCAGGUCAAAUGCAAGGCUCCCAGCACCCCGGACUGCUGCUGGCGUCAGCGCCGGGAGGUGCCGCGGGCGGAAAUCGCCGCGCCAGCGGUGCGAACGGCCGGUGCCUUCCCGCAGGGCCUGUUUGGCGCACGCGGGGUGGGCGGCGAGUGCGGGCUCAAGCGCCCUUGCCCGGUCUGCUUUCAGCCGUGUCGCACACCUGCGAGGCCGCCAGCUUCCAGUGCCAGAACGGCCACUGCCUCCCCCAGCGGGUCGCUCGCUCGCUCGCGCGCCGCGGGGCCGGGGUGGGAGAGAGCACUACCAGACCCCCGAGCCGAAACUCAGGGAGGCGACUGCCACCCCGCCAAAAGUGGACGGACAGCGGAAAAAAAGUGCAACGGCUUCCAGUGCCCGAACGGUACUUGCAUCCCCACCAGCAAACACUGCGACGGCAUCAACGACUGCUCCAACGCCUCCGACGAGCAGCACUGCGAACCCCUGUGCACCCGCUACAUGGAUUUCGUGUGCAAGAACCGGCAGCAGUGUUUGUUCCACUCCAUGGUGUGCGACGGCAUCGUCCAGUGUCGGGAUGGCUCAGAUGAAGAUGCCAACUAUGCCGGAUGCUCCCAGGACCCCGAGUUCCACCGCACCUGCGACCAGUUCAGCUUCCAGUGCCAGAACGGAGUGUGCAUCAGCCUGGUGUGGAAGUGCGACGGCAUGGACGACUGUGGCGACUACUCCGAUGAAGCAAACUGUGAAAACCCGACGGAGGCCCCCAACUGCUCUCGGUACUACCAGUUCCAGUGCGGGAACGGCCACUGCAUCCCCAACAGGUGGAAGUGCGACGGGGAGAACGACUGCGGCGACUGGUCCGACGAGAGGGAGUGCGCCGGUUCUCCAGUUCUUCCCAUUACUACAUCGAUCCCACCAACGUGUUUGCCUAAUCACUUCCGUUGCAACAGCGGGGCCUGCAUCAUGAACAGCUGGGUCUGCGAUGGAUAUAAGGACUGCACAGAUGGCUCCGAUGAGGAAGCCUGCCCUACUGCGCGACCUAACGUCACCGCCACCUCCCCGGCGCUCCUGGGCCGCUGCAGCAGGUUCGAGUUCGAGUGCCAGCAGCUGAGGAAGUGCAUCCCCAACUGGAAGAGGUGCGACGGCUUGCGGGACUGCCAGGACGGCACUGACGAGAGGAACUGCCCUACUCACAGCACCCUGUCGUGCCCUAAUGGUUAUAAAUGCGAAGACGGAGAGGCCUGCAUUAUGCUGACGGAGCGGUGUGAUGGAUAUCUAGACUGCUCAGACAGCAGCGAUGAAAGAAACUGCACUGAUGACACAAUCGUGUACAAAGUCCAGAACCUGCAGUGGACAGCUGAUUUCUCUGGCGAUGUCACUUUAACAUGGGCCCGGCCAAAAAAAAUGUCCUCAACCUCCUGUGUCUACAACGUGUAUUACAGGACGGUGGGUGAAAGCGUUUGGAAGGUCUUGGAAACCCACAGCAACAAAACAAACAGCGUUUUGAAAGUCCUCAAGCCAGACUGUACCUAUCAGGUGAAAGUCCAAGUGCAGUGUCUCAGCAGAGUGUACAACACCAAUGACUUCAUCACCCUCCGGGCACCCGAAGGACUACCAGAUGCUCCCCUUAACCUUCAGCUGUCCUUAAAAAAAGAAGCUGAGGGGGUGGUGACUGGCUGCUGGAGUCCUCCUGUGAACGCCCACGGGCUCAUACGGGAAUUCAUCGUGGAAUACAGCAGAGGUGGAUCCAAGGAGUGGUCGUCCCUGAGAACUACCAGGAACUAUACCGAGAUCAAGAACCUACAGGUCAACACGUUAUACACCGUUAGAGUUGCUGCGGUAACUAGUCGAGGAGUGGGAAACUGGAGUGAUUCCAAAUCUAUAACCACCAUAAAAGGCAAAGUCAUUCCUCCACCUGUCAUACAUAUUGAGAGCUACAGUGACGACUCCAUAAGUUUCACCCUAAAAAUGAAUACUAAUAUCAAGGUCAGCGGUUAUGUUGUGAACAUCUACUGGACAUUCGAUACGCACAGGCAGGAAAAAAGGACUCUGAUCAUAGAAGGAGAAAAGUCGGUCCAAAAAGUGGCAAAUUUGACCGCGCACACACCCUAUGAAAUUUCGGCGUGGGCUAAGACGGAGCUGGGCGACAGCCCUCUGUCCUUUGUACGUGUCAUGACCAGUGGCACAAGACCUGCGUCUCCAAGUCUCAAAGCCAAGGCCAUCAACCAGACUGCAGUGGAGUGCAACUGGACCGGACCGAGGAACGUUGUCUAUGGCAUCUUCUAUGCCACAUCUUUCCUAGAGCUCUAUAGGAGCCCUCACAACACCACCACUACUUCACACAACAUCACCGUGAUCGUGAACAGGGACGAGCAGUACUUGUUUCUGGUCCGUGUGAUGUCUCCCUACCAAGGGCCACCCUCUGACUACGUUGUGGUCAAGAUGAUCCCUGACAACCGGCUCCCCCCUCGGCACCUCCAUUCCGUGCUCACCGGAAAGACGUUUGCGGUCAUUAAGUGGGAAUCACCCUACGAUUCACCCGACCAGGAUAUGUUAUAUGCUGUUGCAGUUAAAGAUUUAGUAAGAAAAACAGAUAAAAUCUACAAAGUGAAAACCCGGAACAGCACAGUGGAGUACACCAUUAAAAAACUUGAACCAGGAGGCAAAUACCAUGUUAUUGUUCAACUGGGAAACAUGAGCAAAGAAUGCAGUAUGAAAAUCAACACAGUUCCCCUGUCUGCACCAGAUGCCUUAAAAAUUAUAACAGAAAAUGACCAUAUUCUGCUGUUCUGGAAGAGUUUAGCAUUAAAGGAAAGUAAUUUUAAUGAAAGCCGGGGUUACGAGAUUCACAUGUUUGACAGCUUGAUGAACAUCACAGCUUAUCUUGGGAACACCACGGAAAACUUCUUCAAAGUUUCCAACCUGAAGAUAGGUCACAACUACUCGUUCACGGUUCAGGCCAGAUGUCUGUACAGUGGACAGAUGUGUGGGGAGCCAGCCACGCUUCUGUAUGAUGAACUAGGAACAGGUGAAGACUCCUCUGCAUCGAAAACUGGUAAAUCCACAGAUGUAGCAGCCAUCGUGGUACCGAUACUGUUCCUGUUGCUUGUGACCCUCGGGAUUGGGUUUGUUGUGUUAUACAUGAGGCACAGGAGACUGCAGAACAGUUUCACUGCCUUCGCAAACAGCCACUACAGCUCCCGCCUGGGGUCGGCCAUAUUCUCCUCAGGUGAUGAUUUAGGAGAUGAGGAUGAUGAAGCUCCAAUGAUAACUGGAUUUUCAGAUGAUGUUCCCAUGGUCAUCGCAUGAAGCGCGUUUCUGAUUGUAAAAACCAAAUGGUGUAAAUAUUUUAUUUGAUAAAAAUAGUUGAUUGUUUAUUUUAAAAAUGCACUUUGAGUUGCAAUACGUUAUUUUUAUAUGGGCCAAAAAAAUUUAAAAAAUACACUUUGUAGUAAUCAACUGUGAACUGCAAAUUAACUAGGUUAAUUUAGUAACAAAUUGCUUUGAUUUAACAUUAAUUUAGUCUUACAAGGCUAUGCUUGCUGGGCAUGCUCUUAAGUCUGUGAGAUAUUUUCCGCUGACUAAAUUGGCUACUCAUUUUAUUUUUCUAAGACAAGAAUAAAUUUAUUUAAAAAGAAUUCAGGAGAUUAUAUAUGUAGAGAGAGAGAGAAGUAAUAUAGUCCCUGAAGGUUUUGCUUUUACUGGAAAAAAUCCUUUGGACUUUGUUUUAUAUGAGAGUAUUUUUGUUGUGUUAAUUUAUUGGGAAAUCUGCUUGAGAACAGAUUUCCGAAGUCGUCAGACAUUGUACACAUUAUUGUGUAGAACAUGUGCCACUUCAUCUUGCAAGGCAGUAGUAUUUUGGCAUCCCAAUCAUUGUUCUUGCCAUGACAAUAAAAACCCUUAUUUUUACAUAUUUUUCCCGUUAUUAAAAGACAGGCCACCUUUCAGAAAGCUGAGACUCUGAGCCCCCAUCCAGAUACCUGAGCGCGUGCUGAACUCUCAUUGCGAGCGCAAAAUCCCUAGCCCGCAGCAGGAUUUAAGCGAGUGCUUCAGUGCUUUGCUAAACCGGGGGCCUCAGGGCCCGAAACGAGGUGCUUAGGUCGCUACGGGCAAACGGCAAGCGGAAAGCAGCCUGGUCGAACGAAGCCCGGCGGUGCCGGCGCACGUCGCCGGGUCGCGGCUCCUGCGUCUGCCUCUGGCUUGCAGGUGUCGGCGCCAGCCCGCACCUUCCCUCCCCAAAACCCGCUGGGGGUCGCCCGCAGUUACUGAACUGUAAUUUCUGCCAGUAAGUUGACGGGGAAAAAAAACUGGCUGCUGACUGUCUUUAAAACGCUCAUCUCGAAACACGUCCUCCAGGGUAAUCAGAAAGCCUGCUUGCCUCUGUGGAGCGUCUUUAAGAUGCUCCUGUGUCGGUGGGACGGAAGGGGGAGCCUCCGCUGUGAAAAUCUAGAAAAGUGGCUUCGCUUACAGAUUUGCCACAAUCUCACAAAGCAGCAAUUACUGCAAAUCUAAAUGCAUCUGGUUUACAGCAGGGAUUCUGCGCUCCUUCCCUAAAAAGUAGCUGCAGUCGUGCCGUCAGCUUUAGCAGUAACAUAUGUAUAUAUUCAGAUCACUAAUCAUUUUGCAUUUACUGUAGACAUAAUACUGGCGACCGAGCUAAAGAGUAGAAAUGUCUGGUUACCAUUUUCUAGCAUUUUUUUUUUGUGACAGCAAAAUGUGAAUCUCACCAUGAAUGAAACUACUUGCCAACCCGAGAGCGAGGAUGCGAGCGACCGUUCGUGGGUCACGCCUCUCCAUACUCGAUAUAUGCAAAGCCUGGUAGUAAAAUACAACAUGCUGUCUUAUUCGCACUCUUUUCUUUGUUUAAACCAAAAGUAUUUUUGCUGUGUAAAUGAAAUUGUAAUUGCAGUCUUCCUACAGAUGAAAAGAGAAGGGCCAACUAUGUUUUGAUACAUGACUGAUCCGUUUAAUUUCACAUACAGAAAAUGUAUUAAAAAGUUCAUGUUCUGUAUGGUUUGAUACACUAUAGAAAUACUAACUCUAUUUUCAAUUACUGGUGUUAUUGUUCCCAGUGGCAAUUUUUCCCCUGAAGCUGGGACCAAACUAUAGUCAGAUUUUAUAAAUAGCAGUGAUCCUACAGAGCUGCAACAUUUUUACCUGGUUAGGUCAGGUGCUGCUGUUCUGGGGUAAAAACUUGGAGUAAAUCAGCACAGCAUGGUAGAGCUCAUUUUUUUCGGGAAUUACAGCCGCAUACGGCGAUCAGAAUCUGACCCAGAGGCAAAACUAUUCAAGCGAUGUCAAUCACAAGAUCUGAUAUAUUUCUAUGGGAAAUAAAGCCUAAAAGCAGAGCCGAAGGGUACUGAACCCCUUCCUGAUUGAGCAAGUACUUCUGGCACAGGUAACAAGAAAUUGCAAUGUAGCGUCCCAGAAGGCGGCACCUCUCUAGUGGGCAUUAGUAUGGGUUAAAUUCUGUUGCUUUACUUCCCCGGGGUAAAUCCUGCUCGAGCAAGGCAAGGAGAAUUUAGCCUAUCCCGCCUCUUUGCGCGGAAGGCAG
Molecule: messenger RNA, 8665 nt
Organism: Struthio camelus australis
Lineage: Eukaryota; Metazoa; Chordata; Aves; Struthioniformes; Struthionidae
Source: RefSeq, a predicted model, not a curated record